Heteronotia binoei (common prickly gecko) is the source of this 4586-nucleotide messenger RNA. It is a transcript of the gene TSPAN31, whose product is annotated as tetraspanin 31. The transcript has 6 exons. NCBI's taxonomy places the organism in Eukaryota, Metazoa, Chordata, Lepidosauria, Squamata, Gekkonidae. Gene Ontology annotation, cellular component: membrane. Bases 144 to 779 code for a protein of 211 amino acids. The record is from RefSeq and is a predicted model, not a curated record.
CGGGGACGCGCCGAGCCGGGCGAGAGCAAUUGCGCGCAAGCGCGGUGGCGGCGGGCUGAGAUUUAAAGAGACAGGCGCAGAAGCUGUUACCCCUUUUUGGGGUUCCCCCCCCUUUUUUUCCUUGGGUGUUUCCGUCUGGGAAGAUGGUUUGCGGGGGCUUCGCCUGUUCACGCAAUGCGCUCUGCGCCCUCAAUGUCGUUUAUGUGCUGGUCGGGCUGCUGCUGAUUGGCGUGGCUGCCUGGGGGAAAGGCUUCGGCAUUGUCUCCAGUAUCCACAUCAUCGGAGGGGUCCUUGCAGUGGGGUUCUUCCUGCUUCUCAUCGCCAUCGUGGGGCUCAUCGGCGCUGUCAAUCAUCACCAAGUCAUGCUCUUCUUUUACAUGAUCAUUCUAGGGCUAGUCUUUCUUUUCCAAUUCGGAGUCUCCUGUUCAUGUCUUGCCCUCAGCAAAAGCAAACAGGAAAGUCUCUUGAGUGGUGCCUGGGGAAUGCUGAACAAUGAAACCAGGAGCACAUGGGAAAAAAGUCUGAACUGCUGUGGGUUCUUCAACAGAACUACCCCAAAAGACAAGGGUGGUGCUGAACACUGCAAUGCGGCAUGUUGGGAAUCGUCUUCCCCGUGCAUCACGUGUGGCGAGAAGAUGAUGCAGCACGCGGACGAGGCCUUAAAAAUCCUUGGAGGAGUUGGGUUGUUUUUCAGUUUCACAGAGAUUCUUGGAGUGUGGCUUGCCAUGCGCUUCAGGAACCAGAAAGAUCCCAGAGCGAAUCCCAGUGCCUUUUUAUAGAACAUCGUCUUCCUUUCCCUUGUCAUUCUCAACAUCUCUUCACGUGCGCCUUCCUCCAAUUUUAGCUACUGGUCAAGGUCUUCAAGAAAGCCCAUUUCCCUUCACUCAGGAACAAAGCAGCCCUAUGAGAGAGGGGUGGGACUUUGCCGCUGCACCGAAACCGCUGAUUGGAUGAAACAGCAAGAGUUGCAUCCUUGACAUGAAGCUUUUAGCAGAUGGCAAAAAAAAAAGGUCAUUAGUUGCUAGCAACUCGGGAUGAGCCCCAGUCAUCCAUUUGCCAAGUCACACAUUUGGUUGCUGCUCAUAGUUACAAUCACUUUUGUGUUUUUAAAAUAUGCAUUUUGGGGGGGUUGUGUGUGUACAUUUUUCCCAAAAAGGACAUGACUUCCCCUAGAGCGUCUCUAUCGAGGUUGUCAUCCUACCAAGAUAAAUUGCUUGAUCCUGAUAGGUUAAGAGAAAAUGAUGCUUUUGCUACCGACUGCCUUUCACAGAAUACGUCUGCCCCUCUCUGCUGUGGUAGACUUUGUGUCAAUAUGAUAAAAUACAGAUGUCGCCGCAUGACGCAACUCUCAGUGAAGGCUUCGGUGUUAGCCAAACGCACCUGGUUACAGGUAAAUCAUGAUCGCUGUGUUGUGAGAAGUCGCUUUUUAAAAAGAUCCCUUGAUUUAAAUUAGUCUUAACUUCCUAAUCUUUUUUAAAGUCAUAAACCUGGGUUCCUGCUUUCCAGAGAGGACAGCAGAGAUCUGUGUAGACCUGUCCAGGGAACAGGACCUCCGCUCCCCACAGAGGUGAGUCAAGCCACCCUCUCUCCUCACUAUUUCCCUUAAAUUGGCUUCAGUGUGGUUUAGCUCUCAUGACUUGUGCCAAAGGAAUAAUUGGAAGUGUUGUCUUGUAUUGAGAAUUUAGAGAACUACAGUUCUCAUAAUUCCUUCACUAGGGAAGAAGUAGGCUUAGAAUCAGCUAUAUGCUUGAGGAUGUGCAGUGCCCUGGUCAAGUUCCUCAUACAUUGCUCAUUUGGUGUAAUGUGAAGGGUUUUUUUAAAAAAAAAUAGGGCUAGUUCUUUGGGGGUUUGCAGUAGACACCCUAGACCAGAGGCAUUGAACUCGGUUGUUACAAGGGCCAGAACUGACAUAAAUGUCAGGCCAGGCCAUGUGAACAAUAAAAUGUAAUGCCAGGUACCAGAGAUAUAAAAAUUAUAAAGGACACAGGCAAACCCAAUCAAUGAUAUUUUUACUCAAAAUAUAAACAAAAGCAGUUGAUUCCUAGGAAUGAAAGCAAUUGAUUUACUGGGAAAUCCACAAAAGCCCCAAUAAGUGUUUUUAAUCAUAUGCAAGACUAGGUUUUUUCUUAAAGCAAUUUCAGUAAAGGGGGGGGGGUAUCUUACAUUUCCAUAAAAAUUAGUUCUGUUCUUAGCCAUUUUUGUUUGUUUCUUGACUGUUUCAACCACACACACCUCACUGGGUGUACCCAACCCCACCCCCCAGCACCCUGCUCUCCCUCCCUUUGUACCAGUUGCUCAUAGACCAGAUACCUGGACAGGUUGGUUCUGUCCCCCAAGCCUUAUGUUUGUCACCUCUGCCCUAGACAGAUAGCUAGCCUUCUUGAAUAACAGUUGAGUCAUUUGAAAUAAAUCGUUCUAUUUCAGAACAUCAGGAAGGACUACAGAAGUUCACACCACUAUUAAUGCGAGAACAGAAAUAACGCUAACUUGCAACUUAGUUUCUUCUAUCCUGUGCUCUAGGUUGGUAGCCUCAGAAAGAACUUGUAGGGCUGUGAUAUUUUCUUGACAUUUCUUUCCCCCCUCCUCUUGAAAGGCCCCGGGCAACUUAGGAGAGCGGCGCUUCUUGGUAUACCACCAGUUCCCUUGACAGAAAGGGAAUGAUGGCACCGCUGGUCAUUCAUUGCAGUAGGCCGUGGUAUCUUAUCAAAGCCAGCAGAUGACACAACCAAUGUUCCCUCUAAGCUGCAAAGUCUUGUGAGCAAAAAUUCUACUUGGUGAGCUACUAACAUUAAAGUUGAGCUACUGGCAUUAAAAGUUGUGAGCUGCUGCAUAAAUUAUUGUGCUCUGGGGCCAUCCUUCCUGAGCUAAGACAAAAAAUGUGUGAGCUGGAGGCUAAAACUCUGUGAGCUAGAGGGAACACUGGACACAACCUGCAGCCCUUUUUUUGAAAUGUAGCAUUACGCCUUCUUGCCUUUGCCAAUGAUGAGUGACGAGGCUUCCGGGACAGAAUCCUGGAAAGGUUUUGCAGGGCAGUUUAAGGGAUCAAAGGCCCCGCACUGCUGCCACCCGUUUACCUCUGCAGCCUGAAAGAGCAGAAGCAAUGUGUUGCCAUCAAGGGAGAAGUUAACAGCGGUAGGAGAAAAACCCAGACGCUUCCCAAGAGCUGAGCCACAGAAGCAGGAAAAACACCAGGCUUUCUGUUGCAAGAGACUUUCCGUUUUCAUUAUCUGUCAUCGAUACCACCGCCUCAUCUUUUGUAAAGUGCUGUAGUAAAGAAGCGUUGCUGAUGUUUUGCCAGAUGCCAAUUUCUGUCUGGGGAAGACAACCGCAUUUGCAGAGUGCCGCUGGAGAAAACCGAAAAGCUUUCUGUGCUGCUGCACCCUAGUGGCAAUUCUGAGUGUGACCAGCAAGUACAUUAUUUAUUUAGAGAGAGAAGCCAUAUAGGGGGGCAGUUGGUAAACAAGCUUGGAAGGAUGGGAGGGUAUGUGGCAAUGCGCGCUCUCUAAGUUGUAGAGUCUUGUGAGUAAAAAUUCUUUGUGAGCUACUUGGCAUUAAAGUUGUGAGCUACUGCAAAAAUUAGCUUGCUCUGGAUCCAUUUUUCCUGAACUAAGACAAAAACAUGUGAGCCGGAGGCUGGCUUGCACUAACUCAGUUUAGAGGGAACGUAUGUGGAAGGAGCUUAGCAAUUUCUGCACAAACAGAUGGGCUUGGGAAUAGUCCCAAACCAAGGUGUAAGUUAAAUCAAGCUCCGUGGUCCCUUCUAUCUAGAUGGGUGCUGUAGAGGGAUAGUGUGCGUGUAGGUAUCUAUUCAGUAUUACAAAAAGGUACAAAUAAGUCUAGUGCUACUUGCUGCCUAAAGCUAAGAGGAAAUGUCCUCUUUUACUCAAGUCUGUUACUGCUGCUUUCCCCACCCCCACAACUGCUCUGGCUGAAUGGUGCCAGGGGAAAACAUUCUGGUCCAGCAAUGCCAUCAACAAUGAUGAGAGCAAACUGCAGUGCACUUUAUACAGGUGGCAGGACAAGUUUAAAAAACAAAAGCCAAACAGUGCUUUCAAAUGCCCCCCCCCCAUCUCAGUUCCACCUUAAGGGCUAGGCCAAGGCCUGCUUAAAUCACACAUGGGCAACUCUGUUGGCUGUUUUUGUGAAUGGACAUCUUUCAGUGCUGCAGAAUUUGCUAGAGACUAUCCUUGCUCUGUAGAGCCCAAAUACCCCAGGGCUUGGGAGCUAAACAGGGUCUUGCCAGUCGGUACUUGGAUGUGAGACCACCAAAGACGACGGGGAUUGCCACGUGGAGGAAGGCAAAUGGCAAAACCCACCUCUGCUCAUCUCUUGAGCAACCAACCCAUGGCUGAGGUCUCCGGGAGUCAGCUCCAACUCAGCAGCACGCUCUUCUUAUCCUUGCCAUGGUGGUAGAGAGGGUAGAAGGCGGCAUGACUAGGACUGGCUCUAAUCACAUUUUGGAAAUUGUACAGCAGAAAGAUGGAUUUGAGCUCUCCACUAUUAUGCACACCUGGAUUGUUGUCAUUGUAGAAACUGGCAUUACCUUAUUACAAGCCAUUUGAAUAAACAUAUUUGUCAAAUCCUAA